Cetraspora pellucida is the source of this 1795-nucleotide messenger RNA. The record is from the annotation of a GenBank genome assembly. NCBI's taxonomy places the organism in Eukaryota, Fungi, Glomeromycota, Glomeromycetes, Diversisporales, Gigasporaceae.
GCUCAUCGAUUCAUCUAUAGCCAAUAGAAACUCGGAUGGAUUAGAUGACUCCGAAUCAGACUUUCAACCUCAUGAUCUUAUUAAAAAAUUUAAGAAAUGGUCAAGUACUCAUGAUAUUUAUUCUUUGAAAAAAAUCAUCAAAGAUAACAAAAUAUCACAUAAAACGUUAAUUGAUUCUAUUGAAUUGUUAGCUGAUUCAUCUGUAUUUAAAUAUUAUAGUAUUGAGGUUAUCUCUGAGCUAGAAUUACACCUUCGCACAUUAGUUUCUCUUAUAGAAGUAAUCUGCAAAAGUGAAAUUCGGAUUAGACAUGAUUUAAGAGAAAAAAUUUAUGCCGAGUUAGGAAAAUUUGCUGAAAUACAUUUUCGAUCAACUGAAGUUAAUGAAGAAGGCUUUAAUAAAGUUUUUAAAUCAAAAUUUGAGGAUUUUAAUCCACAUUCAAGUGAUAGUAAAAUUCAUAAGGACGGAAAACGUAAUUACAAUAUUGAUUUCUUGUUAUUACAUUUGCGAGAUACUCUUCAUUGUAUAAAAGAUGAUGAGAAUAAAUUUUUGGACAUAUGGAAUAGAUCAAAAGCACUUCUUUACAUGAUAUUAGGUAUGACUCCAGGACUUGUAAGAACAGGAACUUCACACGGUGUAUAUUUACCUAUAAGCAAUGUACAAUUGUUGUUUAAACAUUUACAAGAAGCCUUUAAUUGGAAGUAUCCAAUUUCAUCAUGGUAUUAUGAAUGGAGAACACUACUUGAACUACAUUUUAAUAUUCAAAAUUUUCUUCAAGAAUGUUCACUUUCUUUAAAAUAUGGAGAAAGUCUAUUACUUGAAUGCUUAUGGCAUUGUGUAUCAAAAAGUUGGCCAAAUUCAAUAUCUCAAUCAGAAACUCUUAUAAAUAAAAAACAUUUUGUCAACAAUCUUUUAGGGAUGGAACCUAUUGCAUUUCCACAUACUUUAUGGUUUGGAGCUCUUGAUAUUGCACAAGAUUUAAUUUCAAAAACUCAAAGGGAUUCAACAUUAGGCAUUUGUUAUUAUUUAGCAUUAGAAUCUUUGCAAAAAGCACCUUCAUCUUUUAUUAGUUUCAAAGCUACUGAAGUUUUGAUUAAAUUGUCAAAAAGAAAUUUGCUAUUUUACAGCAUUAUCGAAAAUGAUUUUAAAGAUUAUAAACACUCUUUAGAUUCAGGAAAAGGGAUAAAUUUUCAUCAUAUGAUUGAAGCAAUUCAUGUAAAAGUUUCUCAAGAUGAAAAAUUAGUAGGCACUAACGGUAACAAUAUAAAUAAUUUAAAAAAGAAAGGGAAGGCUAUUGCAACAUAUAACUUAAUAUCGCCUUAUACCAUAACUUCAAGUGAUAAUUUUAUUUCAGAUAUUGUAACUACAGAAUUAUCUUGUCCAAUAACUUAUCAAAUACCAAGCAAUUUUCAAAUUUUACCCUGUGAACAUUCAAUUAGUCCUGAAGCAUUGCAACGAAUUAUUAACAAAACUUCCAAGCCAACUUGUCCAUUAUGUCGAAAAAUUAUUGAUUUAAAUUCCGUAAUUAAUUUACCACAAUCAGCAAUUUAUCAAGGAAUCCGUAAUUAUUUGUCUGAAGAAAAUAAUAAUAACGUUGUUCAAGAUUACAACAAAAAUAUUUCAGAUGCUAUUAGUGAUGAUGAAGAAAUUAACAUGUCUAAACUUAAAUCUCAGAAAAAAAUUAAAGCAUCUGAUUCAACAGAGAACUUGAAACAACUAUUAAUGCACUUACAGAAAUUCUUAAAGAUUAUCCCACAAGCUAUUCAUUACAAUGUUAUCGGGCAAAAGUAUUUAUAG